UAAUUCUCUGUUUGUACAAGUUGUUUAUUCUUCUUCUAUUUGAAAAAAAAAAACUGUUUAACAAUUUAAUUUGAUCAGAUAUGAACCUAAAAGCCUCGCAGGAAAAGGAGACUAAAGGAAGACAAGAGGAUGGAUCAAGAGUAGUGGUGGAAACAACUGAUCAUCGUUCGUCGGCAGGGAAAGCUUCGGAGCAAAAAAAUGUAGAAGUGGUUCAUGAAUUUCACCCCAAAACUAGCGGUGGCGUUCUCGUCGGAGCUGCCGCUGCAGUUGAAUCCACCCUUGAAUCUGCCAAAGAAGUCAUCUCUCAAAACCUUAAAAAGUAAAAACAUCGGUUUACUAAUUUUUCAAGUACUUCACAAUUGUAAAUUAAAAUCUUAUUUGCAUUCCCAUAAUCAAACUAGCCCCUGACAUAAUUAGUUUUCACCGAUUUUUUUAUUGUUUUAAUC
This is a messenger RNA of Capsella rubella, 446 nucleotides long. RefSeq lists its product as uncharacterized. Lineage: Eukaryota; Viridiplantae; Streptophyta; Magnoliopsida; Brassicales; Brassicaceae. Bases 81 to 323 code for a protein of 80 amino acids. The transcript is spliced from 2 exons. The record is from RefSeq and is a predicted model, not a curated record.